AAAAUAAUGGCCCAAUUGUUUUGGGAUUAGAUAGUAAUUGCAUGUAGCUAUGUAUAGACACGCAUGCAUGAGAAUCAUGGUGACCAAUGAAAGAGCCACGUCCACCAGAAUCAAAGACCCAUACUGGAAAAAGGUGUAAUGAGCCACCAACCCAAAAAAAAGCCUUAUCCAAAACUCCAAUGACUAUCAUCACACUCUCCUUCCCUUCCACAAACCCAUCCCUCUCUUCUUCUCCAAAACCAUUCAGAUUCAAAUUCAAUCCCAAAUCUUCUUCACAACUUUCUACCACUCCCUCCUCCCUUCCCAAAACCGGAGUCAUCAUAAUCGGCGCCGGCCUCGCCGGCUUAGCCGCCGCAACCCAUCUCAACUCCAACAACAUCCCAUUCCUCAUCCUCGAAUCAUCGGACGCCGUCGGUGGCCGCGUCCGCACCGACACUGUCGACGGCUUCCUCCUCGACCGUGGCUUCCAAAUCUUCAUUACUGCUUAUCCAGAAGCUCGAAAGCUUCUCAAUUACGAAUCCUUAAACCUCCAAAAAUUCUACUCCGGGGCAAAAAUCUUCUACAAUGGCCAAUUCCACACCGUCGCUGAUCCACUUCGCCAUUUCUUCGAUUCCGCGAAAUCCCUAGCCAAUCCAAUCGGUUCCAUUCUCGAUAAAUUACUAAUAGGAACCACCAGAAUCGGCGUCCUCUCAAAAACCGACGAACAAAUUCUUAAUGCAGAGGAAUCUCCCACAAUUGACUUACUGAAGAAGCUUGGAUUUUCCGAUUCCAUCAUCGGAAAAUUCUUCCAACCGUUUUUCGGCGGAAUCUUCUUCGACACAGAGCUCCAAACAUCAUCGAGACUGUUCGAUUUCAUCUUCAAAUGCCUCGCCCUCGGAGAAAAUACUCUUCCGGCGAACGGCAUAUCGGCGAUUCCGGAACAGUUAGCGGCGAGGUUGCCGCCAGAUUCGAUCUUAUUGAACACGAAAGCGGUUUCCGUCGAUUUUCGUGACUCCGAAUCGCCACGUGUGAGGUUGCAAAACGGUGAGGUUUUGAGUAGCGAGCUAGGAGUGAUCGUGGGCGUUGAAGAACCAGCUUUGAUUCAGCUAUUAACGGGUAGGAUCAACCCGGUGAUUAACGAACCGGUUCGGAGUACAGUUUGUUUAUAUUUUACCGCGGACCGGGAUAAGAUACCAAUUGAAGACCCGGUUCUGUUUUUAAAUGGGUCUAGUAAGGGAAUAGUGAAUAACAUGUUCUUUGCCACAAAUGUAGCUCCGUCAUAUGGCCCACCAAACAAGGCAUUGAUCUCAGUAUCUUUGGUUGGGUUAUUUGAGGAUGAGUCUGAUGAUGAAUUAGUGAAUAAGGUGGUUCAAGAACUUUCGGGUUGGUUUGGGGAUAGAGUGGUUAAGGAAUGGAAGCAUUUGAGGACUUAUCGAAUUGGAUAUGCACAACCUAAUCAGUGUCCACCCACGAAUUUGAAGAAAAACCCGAUAAUUGAACCGGGUUUGUAUUUGUGUGGUGAUUAUUUGACUUCAGCCACAUUUGAUGGUGCUUUGGUCUCUGGGAGGAGAGCAGCUGAAUCACUCUUAAAAGAUAGAGCAGCCUUCAUUGGCUAAUGCAUCUCACUGGAGACUUCAUUCAUUUACUUUUUCAUUUCGUGACAAAUCUAACAUUUUUGUAAUCAAAAUACUAUAUAUAUAUAUAUAUAUAUAUAGCUUACAACUGAAGGAGGUUUUUCUCUUCCUAAAAUAUUAAUAUAAUGGUGUUGUCAAUUUAUUU
Messenger RNA from Cicer arietinum (chickpea), 1758 nucleotides. Its product is annotated as 15-cis-phytoene desaturase, chloroplastic/chromoplastic. Lineage: Eukaryota; Viridiplantae; Streptophyta; Magnoliopsida; Fabales; Fabaceae. The record is from RefSeq and is a predicted model, not a curated record. Gene Ontology annotation, molecular function: oxidoreductase activity.